GCUCAGUUCAAACAAACCCAUUUUAGACUGGAUUAUUUUCAAAUGUUGUAGGCUAUUUUAACGUCGCUGCUGCGUCAGUUUGGCCUCAUUACAUAAAAGAAUCGAGUCGCCAAAUUAUUUAAUGUUAUGUAUUAUAUAUUGUAAUUAUAAAGGUAAUGUAACGUGUCGUGUGUAACACACGCACAAUGCAAAUUCUGUCGAUGAUGUUCCCUCGCGAGACUCGGGUCUGUGGGCGCGUAGCUAAAUAACAGAAUUGCCUCGCGCAGAUGCUCCCCGUGACCAUGAAUCACGCCCCGAAACCCUCCACCGCAACUAUAUUCAGACCCCACGGACACGUUUUGUCACACGCUUGAAAGACGUUAAAUUCAGCAGCAGCGUGGAAACAUGACUCGCGUGAUCAGAUUAAAGCUACACUGUGGAUGCUUCACGCGCGCCGUCAUUUACAUGGAAGUCCCUGAAAAGCAGCAAACAGGCUGAGAGGAGUUCAGAAACACACAGAAAAAGAGUGAGAGAGGGCUUGAGUGCAUGGAGAUGUGAAGAACAUGAAUGAAAGAGAGCAAGACAGUUUAUUCCUGCAGUGCAGCUGACAGGUGUGUUUAAGGCGCUGGGGCGUGGCAGCAUGCGAUCUCCCCGAGCGUGAUAGUUCCCCCUGGAGGUCACAGGAUGCCGGUGCAGGCAGCUCAAUGGACUGAGUUUCUAUCCUGCCCCAUCUGCUACAAUGAGUUUGACGCCUGCAGCCACAAGCCCAUCAGCCUGGGCUGCUCGCACACCGUCUGCAAGACCUGCCUGCACAAACUGCACCGCAAGGCCUGUCCUUUCGACCAGACAGCCAUUAGCACUGACAUUGAUGCGCUGCCUGUCAACUGUGCCCUCCUGCAGCUGGUGGGGGCGCCGGUUCCGGAGGGAGAGAUCGUAAGUGUGGGCAGUGCUGAAGACACGAGGCAUUAUGAAGUGUGCAGGAUGUGUGUGGAGGAGCUGGCUCUGUAUCUCAAACCAAUCAGCGGAGGAAAAGGUGUAGUGACCCUCAGUCAGAGCGCGCUCAGUAGACCCAUGCAGAGGAAGCUGGUGACCCUGGUGAACUGUCAGCUAGUUGAGGAGGAGGGGCGUAUGCGUGCGGUCCGGGCGUGCAGGUCUCUGGGAGAGCGCACCGUCACUGAACUGAUCCUGCAGCACCAGAACCCACAGCAGCUCUCCGCCAACCUAUGGGCCGCCGUGCGGGCACGCGGUUGCCAGUUCCUUGGACCGGCCAUGCAGGAGGAUGCUUUGAAGCUGGUGCUGCUGGCUCUGGAGGACGGCUCGGCUCUCUCGCGGAAGGUUCUGGUGCUGUUCGUGGUGCAGAAACUGGAAGCGCGGUUCCCCCAGGCGUCUAAGACCAGCAUUGGUCACGUGGUUCAGCUGCUGUACCGUGCCUCCUGCUUUAAGGUGACCAAACGUGAUGAAGACUCCUCACUCAUGCAGCUCAAAGAGGAGUUUCGCACUUACGAAGCCCUGCGCCGCGAACACGACGCUCAGAUCGUUCACAUCGCCAUGGAAGCGGGACUGCGGAUCUCACCCGAGCAGUGGUCGUCUCUGCUGUACGGGGAUCUCAUGCACAAAUCUCACAUGCAGUCCAUCAUAGACAAGCUUCAAUCCCCAGAAUCCUUUGCAAAGAGCGUCCAAGAGCUCACCAUAAUCCUGCAGAGAACAGGAGACCCAGCCAACCUCAACAGCCUCAGAGCUCCUCUCGAGCGGCUGGCCGGCAUCGACCACAACCCUGAUGCGGCCGCCCCAUCCUGGGCAGAGCUGGAGAGCGUGUUAUUGGCCGUGAAGGUUGUUGUUCACGGGCUGGUGGAAUUCAUCCAAAACUUCAGCAAGAAGAGCAGUGAAAGCCCUCAGGCUCAACCCAACAGCAAGUACAAGACGAGUAUGUGCAGGGACUUACGGCAGCAGGGCGGCUGUCCGAGAGGGGCCAGUUGCACUUUUGCCCACACGCAGGAAGAGCUUGAGAAGCACAGAAUGAGGAAUAGGAAAGCAAGUGGGGUGGUGAGGCCUUUUCUGUCAGUUCCAGCAGUUAUGCCAAAAGCCAACACCAAAGGAGUAGUCCCAGGGUCAGAGGUGAAGAGCCACGAGAAAGAGGACACGUCUCCCACUCAGCUCAUCCCAAGAGGAGGAGACCACCAGGAGGAAAAAACACUCCUCAAUGGUGCUAACGGACUGCCUGCUAUCAGCCUAGAACAAAAUCCCAUCAAUCACAGUCAGUCUUCUGCGAUAGCCUUGGUAAGAGAGGUAGAGGAAGGGCUCCUUAAACACGGUCCUGUCCUUACGAGAGCUCACCCUGAGAUUUACCACUCUCAGGACCAGAGAACAUAUGACCUGUCACCCUACCACCAGCCUGCCAUUCCUCCUCACAGGUCAUGCAGUGCUCGCUUCCAUCGUUCCAGCAACGUGCCGGAGUCUAUGUUACCCCCUUCAAUGGGCCCUCUGUACUCAGAUCAGCACCCCUCUAUUCCUCCUCCGGACAGAUUAGGCCCUGGCUCUUAUGGGCCCCCCUCCACCUAUACCUCUAUGUCCCCUGCUCAGGCGCACGGCAUGUACACACCGGUCUACGACAGCAGGCGCGCGUGGAGGCCGGCGCUGUAUCCCAGGGAGGGGGGGAGAAGUAACUCUCUCCCUCCUGAGGUUUUCCAUUCCGCCGUCUACCAGCCCCCGCUCCGGGAGCGCUACAACUCGCUGGACAGCCCCUGCAGCACAGCGGAGCAGAGAGCGGCAAUGCACAGGGACGCAUAUGCCCGUGUUCCUCUUGGCUAUGAGGAACUCUAUCGCCAGAAACAGGAACAGUGGGUACAUCACCACGGCAACAUGAACAGGCCCUCCCAGUCCUCUCCAGUCUUCACUGUGGAUGUGUGUCCAGAGGUACGGCUCUGUGAUAUGGUGUUUUUAGAGCAUCCUGAGGGUGUAGGUGGUGGGCGUAUGACUUGUAAGUGUCAUGGUGGAGAAGAGAGUCUUGCCCACUAUUCGCCCUGGUCGUGCAGCACCAUCAGCCCGUUUGAGUCAGUGCCCCACCAUUUGUCAACCCACUCCUCUUCCAAACAGCUAGACGAGGAGAGUGGUGGCAAGCGGUGGCUGCACAUGUUCGAACCCUACAGGCGACUGAAAGAAGAAGAUCCCAUCAUUCCUUUUGGAGAGGGGCCCAUUAUCUCUAAAUGGGGAGCUAUCUCCCGAGCUUCCCGCACUGGCUUUCACACCACUGACCCGGUCCAGGCCACUGCAUCGCAGGGGUGCGCCAGCACCACAUCAAUCAACUUCAGAGACUAUGGCUGCCAUAUUGGUCACAACGACCUCAGAUGGGGUCCUCGUGGUUCUGAUUCCUCUAGUCACUCCAGCUUUCUAGAGAGCGAUCAGCUGGCCAUGCCCGGGCUGCAUGUAAGGCGUAGUUCCUUCAGCAGCGGGUCAAAGCAGGGCAUAGAUCUGCUGGAGAAGGAUGGGAUGGAGAGUGAGCCUGACAGAGACAUCGAGCUGGAGCUUUCCGCGCUGGACAUGGAGGACACUGAGACACAGGACUGCAACUCUGAGGACUCAAUUGAAACGCAAAGCCGCUCCCAGAACAUCCACCUCUCUGCAGUCUUCGGUGAUCCAGCAUCCAGGUCUCAGUUGGAAAACAACUUGCCUGAGAGAAUGAACAACCACCUUAUGAAGAAGAUGGCAUUCAGAAAGACCCUCUCUCCUGGAGGCCUCAAUAUGGGGAAUAUUCAGAUGAGGACGUGCUCGCCCAGGCCCGGAGACCCCCCGCGCCCCAGUCCAGGACCUGAGAUGCUGCUAAACGGGAACUGAGGCCGGCUGGACACACCACACCAGCCUUCCUCAUGUUCUAAUUCCAUGGGGUCAUGCCAAGAAUCCACCAUCCUCCUUAGGUAGAAGGUAGAGUUGCCCUUAUAGGAGUCAAUCGAGGCAGCAAGAGGCAGCCGAAAGCCUUCUGUAUUCAUGUGUUCUCUUCAUAAGAGCUAGCUAUGCCCUGUAAUUGUAAUCACUCAUCAUCCUUUCAGAGUCAGUUUGUUUUUCUUAAUCACUGCUUGUGGAUGAAUGUUCACUUUGAGUCACAACUCCACCUCAGGUAACUCUUGAUGUCAACCAAUCAGAACCCUCUCCAAGCCAGGAAACCAAUAACCCAUGUCCUCUGUACAGAAGUGAUGGUUCUCACUAGCUUUUAGCUCACUGUGGAAACCAUAAUCUACUGUAUACAAACUAUAUAGUGGACUCUUCCAGUAUAUAUCAAGAAUAACCAAGGUGCUUGGAAUCUAUAGUACUUGCAUUAUUAAUAUUAUUGCAGUGUUAGCCACUGAAAUGUUAUGUGCAUGAAUUAUUUGUUGGGCGUCAUUGUUUGAAACAACCAUUCAGUGAUCAUUGUUUAAAUGUAUGUAUAGAUUGUGGUAUAGGUCUGAUAUCUCUAAGAGACAUUUCAUAGGCAAUCAGUCAAUAUUUUGUACUACUACUAAAAAGAAACAGUUCUCCCAAAAUCUAAAAUUCUUUUAUUCUGUCUUAAUUUACUCACCUUUAAAUUGUUCCAAAACGGUAUGAUUCAAAUAAUGUAUUUUUCAUAUAAUGAAAAUAAAUGGAAACAGGCUCUCCAAAUUCAGGUGUUAUUCUACAUUCAAAUACAGUGCAUCAAGAUGUGCCUCACCAGCUUUGACAAUGUCGAUUGGUCACGAAAACGCUGGCGGAAAAAAAAACACUUAGCAAUGUUGUAGUGUAGACCAGCUCAUUUGAGUCUGAGUCCAGGCCAAGACCUGAGUAGAAUGAGUCUGUGUCAAGAGCAAGACUAGAAGAGCCCAGAGUUUUAGUCAAGACAGAGACCAGAAGAGGGUCAAACCCGAGUCAAGAACAAGACCAGAAGAGGGUCAAACCCGAGUCAAGACAGAGACCAGAAGAGGGUCAAACCUGAGUCAAGACAGAGACCAGAAGAGGGUCAAACCCGAGUCAAGACCGAGACCAGAAGAGGGUCAAACCCGAGUCAAGACAGAGACCAGAAGAGGGUCAAACCUGAGUCAAGACCGAGACCAGAAGAGGGUCUAAACCAGAGUCAAGACAGAGACCAGAAGAGGGUCAAACCCGAGUCAAGACCGAGACCAGAAGAGGGUCAAACCCGAGUCAAGACAGAGACCAGAAGAGGGUCAAACCUGAGUCAAGACCGAGACCAGAAGAGGGUCAAACCUGAGUCAAGACAGAGACCAGAAGAGGGUCAAACCCGAGUCAAGACCGAGACCAGAAGAGGGUCUAAACCA
Messenger RNA from Pimephales promelas (fathead minnow), 5258 nucleotides. The record is from RefSeq and is a predicted model, not a curated record. NCBI's taxonomy places the organism in Eukaryota, Metazoa, Chordata, Actinopteri, Cypriniformes, Leuciscidae.